CGUCACCUCCUCGUUAGCGUUGGUUUGCUCUAUGCUAACUCGUCUUUUUAACUGUUAAAUCGUGUCUUCUAAAGCCGGAGAUCAAACGUUGGUAGCAUGUGUUUGUUUUUAUUCGCAGCCGUUUUACAAAGUUAAGGUUCGUAAUGGAAAAUGCACAUAUUAAGAUUAGAGCGUUAUUGAUCCCUUGGGCUUGUGCCCACGAGGAAAUUAAGGUUCCAAUAAAUGGGGAAGAGGAAAGAAAUGGUUCAUUCCAGAUUUCUAGGUGACAGCAGCAUGGGAGCGCACACCAUGCACAAGCACAAACACAAAAAACACAAGAAGCACAAGAGGAAGCAUCCGGAGCCUGUGUUGGUUCCUCGUCCACCACCACCACCGCAGCUGCGACUGAAGAUCAAGCUGGGAGGACAGACGCUAGGAACCAAGAGUGUCCCCACCUUCACAGUGCAUCCCGGUGUGGCUUGUCCUCCCUCGCCUCUGACCAUUGUGGACCAUGACAAUGAUAAUGAAGAUGACGACGACGAGCCCUCUGUGCCGCUGGAGCAGUAUCGGGCGUGGCUGGAUGAAGACAGCAACAUGGCUGCCUCUCCUAUGCCAGAUAUGGACUCAGACACGGUGCUGGGAGGUCCCGUGGACGACGAGGAGAGAUGGCUUGAUGCACUGGAGAAGGGUGAGCUUGACGACAACGGCGAACUGAAGAAGGAAGUGGAUGAGUCUCUGCUCACCACCCGACAGAAAGCGCUACUCCACAAGCAGCAGAUCCAGCCCCUCCUGGAGCUACCCAUGGGCUACAAGGAGAAGGAGCUGACUGCUGAGAUGAUGCAGAAGCGGGAGGAGCGCGCGCGGAAGAGACGUCUGCAGGCAGCCAAGAAGGCAGAAGAGAACAAGAACCAGACCAUUGAGAGGCUGACCAAGACCAGCAAGGCCAAGAUCAAAAGCAUGAGAGACAAAAAGUCCAAGCAGAGUCAGUGUCCCAUCGUCCACUACAGCAACUCCGCCCAAGGGGUCACCAUCUCCUUCCCACUGGGCAUCCCCACUGUGAACGCAGCAGUGCCCCUUCCGCCCCCCCCAGCCCCUGUGAUUUGUGGGGUCAGUGGCUGCUGCGAGCUGAAAAAGUACAGUUGCUCCACGACCGGCGUCCCUCUGUGCAGUCUCCAAUGUUACAAGAAGAACAUGCAACACCACCUCCAAAGUCACUCUGCACAUGCAGCGGUGUCAUAAGAACCAUUAACCAUCAUUAAUACGAGUGUAACAAGGACAUGUUUAUUAAUAAAUUAAUGUCUUGUG
Doryrhamphus excisus (bluestripe pipefish) is the source of this 1284-nucleotide messenger RNA. The record is from RefSeq and is a predicted model, not a curated record. NCBI's taxonomy places the organism in Eukaryota, Metazoa, Chordata, Actinopteri, Syngnathiformes, Syngnathidae.